UUGUCAUUGGCUUAUUGCCAACACGUCAAACAACUGAAACAACGGAGGCGAAUAUAAACAAAACAAAUUAUUCAACGUACAGUAAAGUUAGUCUGUGGUACAAAAAGCAGUACAGUAUUUGAGUUUAUAUGUAUGAAGUUAUUUUACAUUCUAUUCUUUGUUACGAAAAAAUAUUUUAAAGCUGUGGUCUAAAUUAAAUUUGUUUAGUUGAUGAUAGUUGACAGUGACUGAGACAGUUAAUUGUAUUUUUUCAAAUGGAAGACGAUUUGCCAGAGAAGUGUGUGAAAUUGGUUCUUUUAGGGGACUCGUCUGUUGGAAAGACAUCAUUGGCAUCUAAAUUCUGUCAUGAAGAGUUUGGUCGUCAAUAUUACCCAACUGCUGGUGUGGACUUCUUCCUCAAACGAACUGUGUUACAGGGGAACAGGUUAGUCCGAGCAGUUGUGUGGGAUGUGGGAGGCGAAUCAUUGGAUACAACCAUGUUCCAGAACUAUCUGUAUGGCACACAGGCUAUAUUAUUAAUAUUUGACAUUACCAACUUAACAAGCUUCAACCACCUGAUGGAAUGGCUAAAUGCUGCAUCUUCUUUUGUCUUUGGUAAACCGCCGCUGGUGACCCUCAUAGCUAACAAAUGUGACAUGGAACAUCAGAGAGCUGUCAGUCUAGAGAAACAGAUGAGAUUUGUCAAUGAACUUGGAAUCCAUUCUACUCACUCUGUUUCAGCUCGCACAGGAGAAAAUGUGACAUUAGCUUUCCAGAGGAUCCUGGCGGAGUUGCUGGGGCUGCGUCUGAGCCGUGUGGACCAAGAGGAGCAGUUAAGUGUAGUCAAGGCUGAAAUUCUUGCAGCCAACCACAACCAGGCAUACGCUGGCCUGCAGACACCGCCUUCUACUAUCUGCUCUCUUCAGUGAAACCAACAAUCUAUGUUAAUAAAAAUAUAUUUGUGCUGUC
Molecule: messenger RNA, 948 nt
Organism: Homalodisca vitripennis (glassy-winged sharpshooter)
Lineage: Eukaryota; Metazoa; Arthropoda; Insecta; Hemiptera; Cicadellidae
Product: ras-related protein Rab-28-like
Exons: 5
Coding region: 255-908 (217 amino acids)
Cellular component (GO): endosome; Golgi apparatus
Molecular function (GO): GTP binding; GTPase activity
Source: RefSeq, a predicted model, not a curated record